UUUGUUGUGCGGUUAGUGGCAGUUUGCCGUCUGCUCCGGUCGGUGUGUGUGUGUGUGUGUGCGUCUUCGGUUGCUCCGAUAAUAUUUCCUGUCACAUCGGAUGAGAUCGUGAGGUCGUUUUCUUCGCGCGAAACGAAAGCUCGUCGAAGCUCUGUCGCUUUGUCGCGAAACGAGGAGGGGGGGGUUUGUAAAUUCCAGUAGGACGACGCGGCGAACCGUCGUCGUCGUCGUCGUGUGUACAAAAGUGAAGGCGCGUCCUUUCGAUCGAUCGUCACAGACACAUCUCGAAGCGAAGAAACGCGCCAACCAAAUCCCGCAAUUCCGCACAUCGGAAUUACAUAUACACACACACACGCACACGCGCGCGCGCGCGCGUUUUUUUCUUUCCGCGGCUUUUUAAUCCCGCGAUUUACCAUCUCGCCGCUGUCAACCAUCUCCAGGCAAAAUGGCAACUGUCUGCUACUCGUUGUCCAAGUACGGACUGGUUAUCGUGAGCGUUAUAUUUCUGAUACACUUCGCCACUUCUCUCGAUAAGGUCGUCGCAAGUGUGUUAAAUCUGUCGCGUGAACUUUGACCACGAAGAAGCAUGUGAAUUACGAUCACUUUUUGUUGAUUGUUGACGAACCGCGGGCCUGUUAAACAACAUCGUGUUCCGAGAAUUGCGACAUUUAAUCUUCCGGAACGCGCGUUGAGAGGAUGCGACAGAUAUACAUAUACGCGACACACGCAAGAUGAUGUCGCCGCUAAUGAGAAUUAAUGCGUAAUUUCGAAAUUGCGAGAGAUCGUCGGAAUAGCGGCGCUGAUCCUAGGAGGAUGGAUGAUAAUAGACAAGACGUUCUUCGUGUCGAUAUCUCAGAAGAAAAGUUACGACGCGGGUCUGUACAUCAUGCUCGCCACUGCGAGUUUCAUGGUCAUAAUUGCCUGCUUAGGCUUUGUGGGCGCUUUGAAGAAUUCUCGGACUUGUCUGGCCUGCUUCAUCAGCGUUUUACUCGUCGUGAUUGUCGCACAAGUCGCGUCCGGUUGCUGGCUUCUGGCUCAUGAAGACCAACUGGACCAACUGAUCAGAUCUUGCAUGAUAAACACCGUUAAACUUGAAUAUGGCGAGAUAGAAAGUCGCACCGAAAUUAUGGACGUCAUUCAAUCCGAUCUCAAGUGCUGCGGUGCCACUGGUCCUGCGGAUUAUGCUGGCAGUGCAUACUCGAACAAGGACUCUUCUAUGCCGCUUCUUUUAACCGUUUCCAGCGAUCCGAACAAUCUAUACAAAGUACCCGAAUCGUGUUGCAAGGAUUCGAACAGCAUCGCCUGCAAGGAAGGACGCAGCAUAAAAGUAGCCGGAAUUGUAGGUCCUGCGAUCUACAGCGAGGGAUGUAUGGAAAACUUGAUGCAAAUACUGAAGGAUGAAUUUUAUUACUUUAUAGGCGCUCUGAUAAUAAAUUUAAUUAUAGAAGUCGUUGCUCUAAUACUCGCUUUGAUUUGUUUCUGCCAAGGCGGAUCGUCAGAUCGAUACAAAGCCUAAAGUUACUUUUUUUUUUUUUUUAUCACGUGUCAUAUAAAAUAAUGUAUGAUCCCACGCUAUAGAACGUCCCAUAGUAACGGCAUAACAAAAUUUUCCAUUUCCGUGUGCCAAUGCCACAAUGAAUGUUACGCGCGAAACGUGUAAUCUUAUAUUUUGCUGAUAUAGUUAAAAAUAUUGAAACACGUGUGUUUUUCAAAACUGUUAACAAAUCGCAUUCUACAAGCGAUCACCCGUUGCUUCCCCUUUGUUGAGAAUUGAUAUGCGUUAUUUUGGGACCAACUCAAGAUCUGAUGUGUAACGUUUUUCCACUUUUUAUUUCUUUGUAAAUAACUUGAUAUCUCAUAGUGUACAUAUAUUAUAUCCGCGCGCGCGCAGAAUUCGUAUAUUUUACAAAACUAACUCUUGUAAUAUUUAUCUACGCGCACAGAGCAACUCAUAUUAGCGAGAUAUAUUAAUUUUAGACUGAUUUUUAUCUUGAAAAAAAAAAAAAAGGUACAAAGAUACAACAGAUAGUAAACCGAAAUAUUUUAUCAUGUGAUUUUUUAUCAACGUGUGUAUAUAAAUUUUGAGAAAGAUUAUAUAUCGAACUGAGGCUAUUGGAGAUAUAUACAAAAAAAAAAAAAAAAAAAAAAAGAAAA
Messenger RNA from Pseudomyrmex gracilis, 2154 nucleotides. Its product is annotated as CD82 antigen. The transcript is spliced from 5 exons. The record is from RefSeq and is a predicted model, not a curated record. Lineage: Eukaryota; Metazoa; Arthropoda; Insecta; Hymenoptera; Formicidae. Bases 818 to 1516 code for a protein of 232 amino acids. Gene Ontology annotation, cellular component: membrane.